Molecule: messenger RNA, 489 nt
Organism: Opisthorchis viverrini
Lineage: Eukaryota; Metazoa; Platyhelminthes; Trematoda; Opisthorchiida; Opisthorchiidae
Exons: 4
Coding region: 1-489 (162 amino acids)
Source: RefSeq, a predicted model, not a curated record
AUGGCGAUAGCUUCAGCCGCUGCGAUUGUGCGUUACUGUAAUGAUCCGAGUCGAUUAGCCAGCUCCUUGCAGACAAUGCGAAAGCUCUGUCUGGAUAUCGCAUGCGCCGUGUCCGGUCGAUGUACUACUGAGCUGGCUGUCGUCCUCCUAGUUCCAAAAGCUGACCAGGGGCACAACACCUCAGGGGGAGUGAGCUGUGAUGAAGUACAAGAUGCUCAAGAUCUCCGAGCGUCUCGCAACUCUGGGCUCAUUGCGUGUUCCGAUGCAAUGAGAACUGACAGUCGUUAUUCACCGUUGCCUCAACCGUUAUCACCUGUGUCCGGUCAGUCAGGCUUGGUUGAAAGCGGACAGACCUGUCCGACCGCCGAUUCGAGGCGAUUCAACCGUCACACAACAUGUGAACACUUACCUCCACCAGAUUUGUGUGGUUUCGUGGAACCUGUGGAAGAGAAAAACUCAAUAAUUUGCAGGUGGGAACGGCACAAUUAA